This is a messenger RNA of Acanthosepion pharaonis, 519 nucleotides long. The record is from the annotation of a GenBank genome assembly. Lineage: Eukaryota; Metazoa; Mollusca; Cephalopoda; Sepiida; Sepiidae.
AUGUGCCCGUGUUCAAGUUUGCAUUUUAUUACUUAUAAUCUAUCUAUCUAUCUAUCUAUCUAUCUAUCUAUCUAUCUCUCUAUCUUCUGUUCAUAUCUAUCUAUCUAUCUAUCUAUCUAUCUAUCUAUCUAUCUAUCUAUCUAUCUCAGGCUUAUCUAUCUAUCUCAGGCUUAUCUAUCUAUCUAUCUAUCUAUCUAUCUAUCUAUCUAUCUAUCUCACACUUUCUGUCUUCUUCUAUGUCACUUCCUUUUCAUAACUAUCUACUACCUAUUUGAGUCUGUUCAUAUCUAUCUAUCUAUCUAUCUAUCUAUCUAUCUAUCUAUUUGUCUUCUCCCUAUAUAUUACUUUUUCUAUUCAUAUAUAUCUAUUUAUCUUCUCUUGCUGUCUUUCUCUCAACAUAUCACUUUUUAUAUCUAUCUAUCUAUCUAUCUAUCUAUCUAUCUAUCUAUCUAUCUAUCUAUCUAUUUCUGCAUUCGUCUGUCAGUUUUGUUUUAUUUUUUGCAAACUGAGAAAAAGUGA